Messenger RNA from Amborella trichopoda, 1026 nucleotides. Lineage: Eukaryota; Viridiplantae; Streptophyta; Magnoliopsida; Amborellales; Amborellaceae. The record is from RefSeq and is a predicted model, not a curated record.
UGUCUGUAAAUGCAAGUAAAGGUAUUGACCUAAAUUUUGUCUCUCCUCUUUUACCCGCCAUUUCUCUGCAACUUAGAAUUAUUGGAUUUUUACAAGCCUUCAUCAGGCUAUUCAAUAGGCUUUAGUCCUAUUUUUUCCCGUAAUUGCAUUUCUUUGCCGUAAUUCAUCCAUUACAGUUUGUGUCACUGUUCUUCUCGAGUUUUCAGUGACUUCAUUCUAGCUCCAUUGAUCACUGUGUGAUUUUCCGGUUCUGAUCUUAAUUAUAGUCUUUCAUGUAUUUUUCGAGCCUAUGAGCAAUGAUUCCCGCCAUGUUCCUGAGAAAUUCAGGUGAAAACCACUAUGUCUAUCCAUUAAUGGUGUAGUUCUGAAGAGAUGAGCCCUAAUGUGGGCAUUGACAGUGUAAUUUUCUGGUGUUUAGUUUUUGUUUUUCAUGAUGAGCUCAAGUCAUGAAAAACGCAAUGAUUUCAGCGACAAAAAAGGCCUAUAGAUUAUCCAGCACUUCAUAUACAGAGAUUUCUCCUUGCUUGCCCUUGCCCAGCCUUCCAGUUUUUUGCGGAGCUCUCAGCUCAGACCUCUCAGUCUUCGACUAUCAAAACUUUCAAUUCAUUGAUCGUCUUGAGAUACUUGCACAAGCUAGUAGGAUUGCAGCUCUCCUCAAAGACACUGAUGUUAGUUACCUUUCCUCAGGUUUCAUUAAGAAGCAGACUCAUCAUAACUUGCCAUCUGAAGGGAAAACCUUGGAGGAAAAGGUUAAAACUGCUGUCCUGGAAGAAAGAUUUUCAAAAGGGUCUCAGCACCACUCAGAUGGGCUUAUUAAUGUAUGCAAUUCCUGUUUGACGUUAAUCUAUGCUUGAUGUUUUGUUCUCAGUUGCCCUGUUUCUUUGAAUAGGAGUCAUAGGUUGAUUUAGGCAAAAUUUUCAGUCAUGUAAUUCAUGGAUGUUAUAUCUUCAUGUUUUACUUUUCUUAAAAACCUAAUUAGAUAAAGGAAAAAAAUUACCCUUGUUGAAGGGUAUUUGGUUUCCGUUC